AUGUUAACACUACCGUUUGAUGAGUCUGUUGUAAUGCCAGAAUCCCAGAUGUGUAGAAAGUUUCCCAGAGAAAGUGAUGACCAAAAGCAAAUGAAGAACCCAGAAAGCUUUUCAAAGCAAAUCGUACUCCGAGGAAAGAAUAUUAAAAGAUCUCCUGGAGAAGACACAGAAAAAGAGGAGGAGGAGGAAGAGAGAGAAGAGGAGGAUGAGAAUGGCUUGCCUAGGCGAAGGGGCCUUCGGAAAAAAAAGACAAGCAAGAUAAGGAUGGAAAGGAUCAAAUUCAGGCGACAAGAAGCCAAUGCGAGAGAGAGGAACCGGAUGCACGGCCUUAACGAUGCCCUGGACAAUUUAAGGAAAGUGGUCCCUUGUUAUUCUAAAACACAAAAACUGUCCAAAAUAGAAACUUUAAGACUAGCCAAGAACUACAUUUGGGCUCUUUCUGAGAUCCUGCGAAUUGGCAAGAGACCCGACCUGCUCACCUUCGUGCAAAACUUGUGCAAGGGUCUGUCCCAGCCAACGACAAACUUGGUGGCGGGAUGCCUGCAGCUGAAUGCCAGAAGUUUCCUGAUGGGCCAGGCAGGUGAAGGCGCCCAUCACACCCGCUCACCCUACUCCACCUUCUACCCCCCCUACCACAGCCCUGAGCUUGGCACCCCCCCGGGGCAUGGGACUCUCGACAACUCCAAGUCCAUGAAACCUUACAAUUACUGCAGCGCUUACGAGUCCUUCUAUGAAAGCACUUCCCCUGAGUGCGCCAGCCCACAGUUUGAAGGUCCCUUAAGUCCUCCCCCAAUUAACUAUAAUGGGAUAUUUUCCCUGAAGCAAGAAGAAAGCUUGGACUAUGGCAAAAAUUACAAUUACGGCAUGCAUUACUGUGCAGUGCCACCCAGGGGUCCCCUUGGGCAGAGCUCUAUGUUCAGGUUGCCUACAGAGAGCCACUUCCCUUACGACUUACAUCUGCGCAGCCAGUCUCUCACCAUGCAAGAUGAAUUAAAUGCAGUUUUUCAUAAUUAAUGAGGAAAAUGAAAAUAAACAGUGGUCAUUCACCUCCCCAUCUAAUUAAGAGCAAGCAGAUGCUUGGGCACUGCGUAAUUGGCACAACUCUAUUUAACGUGUUUACUAGUUCCUAAAGUGUGUUUCAACUAUUGUGGGGAUUUUCUAUGUAUUAAUAAAACAUUUUCCCAAUAA
This is a messenger RNA of Melopsittacus undulatus (budgerigar), 1188 nucleotides long. It is a transcript of the gene NEUROD6, whose product is annotated as neuronal differentiation 6. Gene Ontology annotation, molecular function: E-box binding; DNA-binding transcription factor activity, RNA polymerase II-specific; protein dimerization activity. NCBI's taxonomy places the organism in Eukaryota, Metazoa, Chordata, Aves, Psittaciformes, Psittaculidae. The transcript has a single exon. Gene Ontology annotation, biological process: nervous system development; sensory organ development; positive regulation of transcription by RNA polymerase II. Bases 1 to 1014 code for a protein of 337 amino acids. Gene Ontology annotation, cellular component: nucleus. The record is from RefSeq and is a predicted model, not a curated record.